Molecule: messenger RNA, 10537 nt
Organism: Nerophis ophidion (straightnose pipefish)
Lineage: Eukaryota; Metazoa; Chordata; Actinopteri; Syngnathiformes; Syngnathidae
Gene: ogfrl1
Product: opioid growth factor receptor-like 1
Exons: 7
Coding region: 109-1305 (398 amino acids)
Cellular component (GO): membrane
Molecular function (GO): opioid growth factor receptor activity
Source: RefSeq, a predicted model, not a curated record
CUGGUGGAGGAGUGGUGUGCGAACAGUUGAAGGCGGUGCUCGGUGGCCUCAAACCAGGCUCAUAAUGUAAUAUUUAGUGACGAGGGGAAGGGCGCUGCCUGUAUUUAAAUGGGAAAUCUGUUGGGCCACUGGAGGUUCAAGGAGCCGAGCACCGUGGAGGAAUGCGACUCGACGUGGGGGUCGGACUCGGAGAGCGACGAGCCGGCGGGCGAGGAGGACAGCGGCAUCUCCGAGAGCGUGAGCCCAGUAGAGAGCGAGUGGGCCGCCGCGGAAGACGAUGGAGACUUGCCUCAUCAGCUGACUGACUCUCCAGAGUCUCCUCCAAAGAUGAAGAGGAGUUUUUACGCUGCCAGAGACUUGUACAAAUACCGCCACUGCUAUCCGAACUACAAAAAGUCCCGUCAACCCAAUGAGUUCCUUAACCUGCGUUUCUACCUGAACAAAAUUCCUCUCGUUCCUGAUGGUAUUUAUGUAGAGGAGAUUUUGACGGGGUGGCGAGGUGACUAUGACAAGCUGGAGCACAAUCACACCUACAUUCAAUGGCUCUUCCCAUUACGAGAACAAGGGCUCAACUUCUACGCACAUGAACUGACUCAGGAUGAGAUUAAAGAAUUCCAAAGCACUCGAGAAGCCAAGCGAAGGUUCUUGGCAGCUUAUUCCCUAAUGUUGGACUUCUAUGGCAUCAAACUACUGAAUAAGAGUGGAAAUGUCGCUCGGUCUUCCAACUGGCAGGAGCGCUUCUAUCACCUUAACGAGUCCCAGCACAACUACCUGCGCAUCACUCGCAUCCUGAAGUCCCUCGGCGAACUCGGGUAUGAGGCCUUCAAAGCUCCACUGGUUCGCUUGUUCCUGGAGGAGUCACUGCAUCACAACACCCUUCCCAACAUGCAACACAGCAUCCUGGAAUACUUUGUAUAUACCAUUCGCCUGCCGGACACCCGUAGACGCCUGCUGCGCUACGCCCGCCAGCACUACAGGCCUGCUCACGCCUUCCUCUGGGGUCCUCCACCUAAGAGAUCCAGGUUUAAAGGUGGGGAUGAUGGAGCUAGUGUGGGGGCUGGGAGCAGUGGGAUCCGAGCACCUGCUCCCACACCAGAACCACAGCGAAGGGGGGAAAAUAGCUUCAUCUCUACCUCUGCAUGUAGCGGGUCACUUGUGUCUUCCUACGAUGCCAUAGUAUGCCGUGAUGUGUCGGUAGAGGGGCUGAACAUAUACAGUGGAGUGGGCUCCAGCAUGGAAAGCCUGCAGGGGACACUUAUUAUGAUGGCAGAAGGAAAUAAUUACACUGAGGUUGUUCAUAUGUAGGGAGUGAGAAAUUUUGUUUAGGUUCUAAAACCCCAUGAGAAAGUAAAAUAAGAUAUACAUUUAAUGCCAUGGACAAAUAUAGAUUUUUUUGUUGUAGUAGGAUAUCUUAAGGGCUUAUAGUAAACCUAUAUUUGCUGAUGAUGCUAGCUGGGAUAAGACUACUAUAGACUCAAUUCCCAAAGUAUGUUAACCCAUUACAUCUGAACACAUGACUAAAUAUUGCCUUAUGCUUAUUGAUUUUGAGGUGCAUUUAUAAACCAGAGGCCUGUCAUGCUAAGGAUUCAUUAAUACAAAGUCGAGAAAUGGUGGCUACCAGGGAUUAGAUACUGUAAACUAUGUUCUAUUUUUACUUUUCAAACUCAGUAAAACAGCGAUAAGGAAGCAGAUUGUCAUAACGAUGACUGAUACUUAAAGUUAUUUAAGUACUUUUUUAACUAGUUAAAUGACAAUACAUUGUGCUACUUGCCACUAUCUAUAGCACACGUCUGCUGUAUAGAACAAUAAAUGUGAUUUUUUUCAUAGGAACAAAACUUUCCGGGAGGCCCAUUUGUAGUUUUGAGCGCUUCUAUAACGAGUUUACUGACAGAUAAGUUCGAACUAUACGCUAGUUUGUAUCACAAAUGACAACAGGGGAGGAUGCAUAUGCCAGUCCACCCCACAACAAGAGGAUAGAAAAAAAGAAGGAACUUAUUGACUAGAACGUUGAACUACAACGGCCAAUUUGCGCAAAGAUCUUGGGGUAAAUUUCUACCACAUAUUGAGAUAUCUGCUGAUGUCACAGGACAGAGCAAAUUUAAAAUGGCUCAUUUGCAAGAAAUAUGAAGGAAGUCAAGAUUGUUUUAUAAUUAUCUCUGCAAUGCCUCCAUGGUUUGAUUUGAAGUUUUUGGGAAUUAUGCACAUGCUCAAUUCACAAAAGCAGGAUAGUUUUCUAUAAUAGCAAACAGGUCCCCUAACAUAGGUCUGCUAACAUUUAUACAGUGGUACCUCGUAGGGAUGAGCGAUACGGCCUAAAAUAUCGCAAUAUAUAUGGGAAACUCAACAAAACGAAAGUUGACUAAUUUCAGCAAUUUAACUUUAAACGUGAAACUAGUAUGUGAUGUAAACUUAUGACAUGCAAGGUGAGAAUGUCAAGCUUCUAUGUGUUAUAAUUUUGAUGAUCAUGGCAUACAGUUUUUGAAAACUUCACAUUUUCUGAGAUUUUCAAGUCAAGGUUUUCAUAAGCUGCACGCCAUAAUCAUCAAAAGAAGGGUUACAAUAUCUUGAGUUGCAUGUUAUGAGCCUCUGUCAUAUAAUAGUUUCAUCUUGUAAAUCUAAUUGCUAGAGAGAACAAACGUUUGCCCGAUAUUCAAAUGUUUUGAGUUUCAGCUAUAUGUUGCAGCCUCCUGAGAUAAUGAUGUGUUUUACAAUAUAUUAUUUGGCAUAUAAAUUGUAAUAUUACCAAUCAAAAAACAGAUUAUAGAAGGCACAUUUUUCUGUUGACGUAUGUUGUAACAUAAUUUCCGGUUGUAUUUACAAAUUUGUCAUUAAUCCGUUACUAAGUAGUUACAGAGGCAGAAUUGGCCAAAUCAAUACUGAUACUUCAAAUCAUUGAUUGAUUACAUUUUUGAUCACAAUUUUAAUCAGGCAGAACACAGAAUGGCCAUGCAACAAUAUCAAUUACAUUGUUUCCUUAUUCCCUUUUAUGACAUACAAUAUUUGAAGCAAAAUAUAGUCAAUAGUCAAAAGAACUUAAGCUAAAACUACAUUUGGCUGGUAUUUAAAUUAUUUGGUUCUGCCCUUAAAGGCCUACUGAAAUGAGAUUUUCUUAUUUAAACGGGGAUAGCUGAUCCAUUCUAUGUGUCAUACUUGAUCAUUUCGUGAUAUUGCCAUAUUUUUGCUGAAAGGAUUUAGUGGAGAACAUCCACGAUAAAGUUUGCAACUGGAGAAAAGCCCUGCCUCUACCGGAAGUCGCAGACGAUGAUGUCCCAUGUUGAGGGCUCCUCAUAUAUUCACAUUGAUUUUAAUGGGAGCCUCCAACAAAAACAGCUAUUCAGACUGAGAAAACGACAAUUUCCCCAUUAAUUUGAGCAAGGAUGAAAGAUUCAUGUUUGAAGAUAUUGAUAGCGACGGACUAGAAGAAAAAAAAAAAAAGUAAAAAAAAAAAACGCGAUUGCAACCGCGUUGCAUUGAGACAUUUACUAGGAUAAUUCUGGGAAAUCCCUUAUCUUUCUAUUGUGUUGCUAGUGUUUUAGUGAGUUUAACUGUACGUGAUAGUUGGAAGUGUACGUCCACGGCCGGGUGUUGACGCGCAGUGUCUCGGGGAAGUCGACGGCAGCUAUGGACGGCACAAGCUCAGUUGAUAUCCGCUAAGAGGCAACUUUUUAUCCACAAUUUUCUCACCGAAACCUGCUGGUUGACAUGUAGUCGGGAUCCAUGUCCGCUGUGAUCCAUACUAAAGUUUCAUCUCCGUGAAUUUUAAACAAGGAAUCACCGUGUGUUUGUGUGGAUAAAGGCUAAAGCUUCCCAACUCCGUCUUUCUACUUUGACUUCUCCAAUAUUAAUUGAACAAAUUGCAAAAGAUUCAGCAACACAGAUGUCCAAAAUACUGUGUGAUUUUGCCGUUAAAUCAGACAACAUUUAGCUGUGUGUGUGCGUAGCGCUCAUAUUCAUAACAGUCCGUGACGUCACGCGUACACGUCAUCAUUACGCGACGUUUUCAAGAAAAAAGUCCCGGGAAAUUUAAAAUUGCAAUUUAAUAAACUUAAAAGGGUGUAUUGGCAUGUGUUGCAAUGUUAAUAUUUCAUCAUUGAUAUAUAAUCUAUCAGACUGCGUGGUGGGUAGUAGUGGGUUUCAGUAGGCCUUUAAAGCCUUCCUAUAUCCGGGGACGUAUUUACUAAUUUUCUAAAUAACAAAAACGACAAAAAUAAACAUUUUGUGAUUGCAAAAAUAAAUGUAUCUAAUGGUACUUGCAAUAAAUGUGGUUCAUUUGCCGGCGUGAGGGCGAGGAUUAGUCGGUCACACUGUGGAGAAACGUUACCUGCUAACGAGGACUCAACAUUGCGUUGAGGACGCGUUUGUUUUCUUGUGGUUGUCAAAUAUAUAUCAUCUAUGUUGUACAAACCUAGUACCACAAUUUUUGUUACUAAUCUGUUUCAAAAAGUCUAACAAAGACAGAAUCAUUUGAAAACCAAAAAAAUCACGUAAAUCCAAUUGACUGAUUCCUGACACCCCCCCACCCAGAAAAUAUGAAAUACACAAAAACUUCAAAUGAAAUUUGAUUAUUGAACAUUUAACAUCACUUCUGCCUGUAUUGAUAGUGGGGGUUUACAUUUUCGUCAGUGUUCUCACUCACAACUUUCUUUGGCCCCACGGUGGAUUAAUUUGCGGUUGUAGUCAAUUAAAAAAGCACAAAGCCUGAGUCACUAACUUGUGGGAUUCCAUGGACUACUUUGUACAUACGAUAACCACGAUGGUAUAUGAAAACCGAUGCAAAGAUUUUGGCAGAAAUGUUCGCAGACCAAAACGAGGUUCCACUGUAUCUGCAAAAUGUGUCUUAAUUGUACGGACCUGCAAUUAAAACAUUGUUAGCACGCUAUAUCUAAUUAAAGGCAUUAUAUAUAUGUUACUAAUAACAUUUUAGUGUUUGAAGUGUUAAUAUAAUUAUAAAUGACUGUUAAAGUACAACAUGUAAUAGCACUAUUUGACUAGUUCAAGAUAUCGCUGUAUUUUAUAGUUAUCUAUUUGGUAAAUAUCAACUCAACAUAAACUUAUUCAAUUUCUAAUUGUUGUGAAGUGUAUGAAACAAUAUUAAGUAGAUAAUUGUGUAAUGGUUGCCAACUAGUUUAGCUGUGCUCUACAAUGUUAGGUAAACUUCACUUACUUAUAACCAGCUUUGUGACAUGACAUUCACUCUAUAACUACUAUUCUUGUAAUAUGGAAAACAUGACAUUAUUCUCCCAAGUUUUCACAACCUACUCUUUUGUUUCCCUUUUUUUAAUCGGUGUGACCCGAAUACUUAUACCACAAGGUAGAGCUGGAUGUUUUCGGGUGACGAGCAGAGUUGUUGUGUUCAAAUGCUGUUGGAACAUCCAGAUUCCUGAAAAUUACUGAAUGGCUGCUUGUCACCUGAAAGCUUUUUGCACUGAAGACUUUAUGCUAGGUCCGAGGCAGGUGACGUGCGAUGUGCUGCUCUUUUUUGACAAUCUAUGUCUUCCUUUGAAAAGCGCAGUAACGUUACUUCAAAUGGUUGAUUUUGGGCUUGGCUGUAUAUACAAAUAUAGUGGAAUUAGAAUUAGUGUCGAUGAUACAUACACUGAAUUAAAUGUACCUUUGAAGUAUUGUAUUCACAAGUACGCUAGGUAGUUUUCAAAUUGUAGUUGUAUGUGAACUAGGAGCCCACAAAUGUGAUCUUUUUAAUACUGCUGUGAGGAUAUUUAAAUGAAAAUGCUCUAAAAUUCCAAUUUUGUUUAUUUAUUAAGAGUUAGACUCCUCAUAUCAGAGUUUUCAGGGCAUUGAAUCGAACGCUAUUGGACUGUUCACAAUGUCUUAAAAACAUUUUGCCUCUCUUUCAAGCAGAUAUUUGAUCAGUUCCCCUCAGCCAUUGUUGCAACUGAAUGAAAAGCUAAUACACGUGACUCCAUCCUCACUGCUGUUGUGCUGGCAGAGGUCUCACGUCAUUGUGUCUUAACACCUGUUGUUUUGCACCACAAUGGAGUGAAACCAUCCUUGCCUGGACAUGUCCCCUCCUGUGGCCAUUAAAUACUUUGAAUCCUGUGCGGUCCACUUGCAAUCGAUUCAAUCACCUUAUGAAUGAGAAUACUCAAAUGAGUGAAACACAUUUUCUUGAAUUGUAUCUAUUUUUUGUAGAUUCUCUGUCAUCCGAAAGGGUUCUUCUAUCUGAAAUGGUAGAUGCAGAGUGGUGUGUCCAUACUUGUGUGUGUCCCGAAGGUUGUUGCCCAGCAUGGCCGAUGAAACCACAUUCCUGUACCUACAGCUGACAUUUCAGACAAUUUGAAUCUUGUGCAAAGGUUGGUUUAUACCAGCUGUUAGAUUUACAAGGUGAAACUAAUGUUGUGGGCUCUUAACAUGCAACUCCAAAUAUUUCAGAACUUCGUUUGAUAUCAUUUUGAUGAUUACAGCCUAUACCAGACCUGGGCAAAUUAAGGCCCGGGGGCCACGUGGCCCCUUAAGCUUUUCAAUGUGGCCCGCCGGACAGUUCCAUAUAAUUUUUUUCUAGAUGUUUAGGAUGGAAAGUGUAGCUGCCCUUAUGAUGUGCAGUGAUGUUUUCUAGUGACUGUAACUCUUUAACUAUACUAAGUGUUUCAAUGGUUGGAAUCUGCGCUUUUGCAUAAUAUCACCAAAUCACCACUCACCAAAAUGAUUCCCGAGCAUGGCCACCGCUGUGGCUCACUGCUCCCCUCACCUCCCAGGGGGUGAAGCAAAGUAUGGGUAAAAUGCAGAGGAUAAUUUCCCCACACCUAGAAUGUCAGAAUAUUGUAUCUUUAAUAUACUAGUUACUAUGGUAAUCUAAUUAGUUACUAUGGUAAUCUACGUCACAGAAGCUCAGACUAGGCAACAAGCAGUGUGGGUGGGGAGCGUUUCUACAGAGUGUUUCCAGAGCAGCCAGCACACAAUGUGGGUGUCAGGGACAGAUGAUUUUUACAACAAAGUUCUAAAGCUUAGUGAUAUAUAACAUAUAUCAGAUUGUAGGUGGGUUUAUUUUUUACCCUUGGCGUUCAUAUUUCUCUGUGUUUGUUGAAUUUUUGUUACAUUUCGCUUGAUUGUUAAAUAUGUCAAUGGGGAGGGUGUGUAACAUUCAUAUGGUGUCAAUAUUCAGUGUUUUAUCCUUCAUAGGUAAUAUUGUAAAUCCCACAUUCUUUAUUUUCAUGUACAUUCUGGGUGUCUCAUUCAGGAAAAAAAAAUGUAAUUCCAUUCCGUCUUUAAAGGCGGUCUUUAGUAACAUUUUUAGAACUCAAUCAGACAUUAUUGUGAGAUUUUGUAUUAGUGUUCCUAAAAAUCACAUAUACCGGCUCCCAGACACAUUUUUUCUCUUAAUGUGGCCCCAAGUCAAAAUAAUUGCCCAGGCCUGGCCUAUACAAAUAUUAAAUUAAAAAUUGGAAAACAUGUUGGGAUUUCAAAACUGUAAACCAUGAUCAUCAAAAUGAUAGCAAAGGUUUGACAUAUCUGACUUUGUAUGUAAUGAGUUUGUAUCUCAUAUCGGUUUCACAUUUGAAGUUGAAAUGCAGAAAGUAAAGGAUGAUAUCCACAUAGUUGAGUUCCACCUGUGUGCAUAAUUUGCUGUUUGCAUCCUGGCCGAUCCCUCCAGGAUUUCACAAUGUUUUUUUGUGGCCUAAAAUUCCCAAUUUUGCAGCGUAAAAAGCUGCAACGAUUUGAGGCUUAUUUUUGUUUAAAAACAAAAACGUUCAUUUCAUCAGCUUGUGAUUUUAUGAUAUAGAUGUUGUUUUUAAAAUGUUUUCUUUCUAAAAAGAGCACCAUAUUUCAACAGAUCUAAUAAAAUAGAUCUUAUUUAAACUUAAAUGUGUGCAGAGUUUGGAAAACAAAUAUUUGAUGUUUUAAUCUACAUUAGCACAGAAAGAAACAAAACCUAACAUACACUGAACACUUAGAGGGCAGUAUAAGCACGUUGAAGACAUUCUGUGCAUGUUUUACAGUGGAAAAGUGCGUGUCCGUGGUAAACGUUCAUGAAUGAUUAAACACGUUACGCAGAGUUUAUCCUCGCUUACGUUGAGAUUCUUGGGGAAUUGUUGAGUACGGUUAUCUGUGUUGACUAAGAGAAACACAUCCACAUUUGUCUGUAUAAAAAAAGGAAGUUAGGAGGAGGAAGUGUUGCUAGAAGUUUCUAUACUACAUUACCCAGAAUGCUUAGCGCUGUAUAUCGGAGCUUGAAGAGGGUCUAAACAAGACAAAGGUUCCCAAACUGUUUGCCUCCAAAGUGAAAAUGCGCGGGCCAAACAGCAUUUUAAAGGUACAGCAGCACCGUGAGUAAAGUGUUUAGACCAAGGGGUGUCCAAAGUACAGCCCACACUUCAUUUUUAAACAGCCCGCGUCUUUUAAAUAUAAUUAUGUUGCUGUUACGUGAGUAUGAUAACUAUUAGCAUCCUAUUGCUAUUAUGCAAGCUUCUUUUUUAAUUAUUAUUCUUAUUAUUUAACACUUUGUAGGUUUACACACCUCAGUCAUAUUUUGGUAGUUGAUGCAUGCUACUGUAGCAUUUUACACACAUUUUUCAGGUACACACAUCAAAGUAAUAUAUUUAAGUACUUUGCACACGUUACAGUUACCAUUUUAACUUGCUAACAUUAGCAUUUUAGCUUGUUUUAGCAAAUUCAAAUGGUAUUUCUUAGUUGAUAUUUUAGUAUUUCACUAAAUACUGUAACCAUGUUAUUGUUAGCACAGUACCUUUUUCUUUUGUCUCAUUUUGCUCAUACUUUUUUGCCAGUAUAAAUAUGUUAUAUUUUGGAAAUCACCAAUUAGUGGGCCAAAAAAAUGUCUCAAAGGGCCAAAUUUGGUCCAUGGGCUCCACUUUGGGCACCCCUGGUGUCAGAGUUAGUUGUUGACGAACCCCAAGAUGGAGAGAUGGAGGCAGGCAUUUUGCAGGUGAACAUGAUUUAAUAAUUAACUUGAAAACAAAACCAAACAAAGGGUACAAAUAUAAAGCGCGCAUGAGGCGGAUAACAAACAAAAGGAGCUUAGCAUGGAAGCUAGCAAAAACAAAAAGCUUAGCAUGGAGGCUAGCAUAAACAGAACAGGGAACAGAAGUCGUUACGUGUUGUACAAAGACAAAAUAGGAAGCAGGGAACAAAAAACACUAAGCCACAAACAUCUAACGAAUUAUAGCUUACCGCUAUGCUGCAACGACACGAGUGACAAUACAAUACAGAAGCGACAUGCAGUACGUGACAAUAAUCCAGCACAGACUGGAGGAACAAAGCAGGUACAAAUCGGAGUGGGCUGAUUGAGGUGUGACCAGGUGCCAAUCAGCCACAUCUGAGGGGAAACAGCGCCCAGGGAGAAACACAGAAAACAGACAAAAUAAGAGCGCUGACAGGAAUCACUACAAACACACAGAGGAAACAAAGACAAAUGCAGAGGGAAAAACUAACAUAGACAAACUGUCAGGGGCAAGCCUGACACCUGCUCUAAGAUGUUAUUUUUAUUGCUCUUCCUGGUUUGCGUACAUAAUUUACAUAACAGUGGAUGUUGGGUCACGUUUGAUUGGAACACAUUCGCGCACUACUCAGGGACAAAUUCAUUUGGCAAAAAUGAUGAGUAACUAAAAUUUACCAGUAAUAGAUUAACGUGGACCCCGACUUAAACAAGUUGAAAAACGUAUUCAGGUGUUACCAUUUAGUGGUCAAUUGUACGGAAUAUGUACUGAACUGUGCAAUCUACUAAUAAAAGUAUCAAUCAAUCAAUCAAUGGGCAUGGAAUCUUAUGAGGUUUGAGCAAAGUGGCGAGACCGCACAAAAUGGUUACAUUUGCAUGAAUUGGCGCAAUUGCAACAUUGCAAAUUCCUGGAGGCUCAGUGUGGUGGGAAAUCAACUCAUUAGCCCCUCUUCCCAUGGAAUGAGACAACAUGUGGGGGAGAAACAUCAAUCAGGACAUUGUUAUAAGCAGACGGUAGUUAAUGGUGCAAACCUGUGUUUAUUUUAGUUUUUUACUUUGACUUGACUUCUUUCUAUUGAGUAAUUUUGUCACCCUCAGGAGAUCGUUUUUCUGUGACAAUUUGGCCUUAGCAGAAGGUUAAAACAUGAAAAUAUUAUUUGACAGAUGUUUGUGUUUGUGAGGAAACAAUAUUGAAUGCAGAUUCUUCACUGUUCUUCCUGUUGGUGACAACUGUUCAGGUGAAAUAUGUGAUCACAUGGGCUAAACCUCGACUUAUUAGGAUACUGUAUGUAAUACUUAUAUAUGUAUGUUGAACCAAUACUAUUAAGUGCCUCUUUUGUAAUGUCGUCUGCAAAAAUAUUAUUUACCAUCAUUUAUGUGACAUUAUUUUUCUAUUGAAUUUUGAUAUUUACUAGUGAGUGCAUUAUAGUCCUUUUAAUAAUGAAUAUUGAUUUUGAUCACAUUAAGGAUUACAUCUGAUUGUUGACUUCGUUUGUAUCUGGCUCACUUUACCAAUAUGAUUAUUCCAUGAUUCUCUUUCACCAUAUUUAUUGGACUUUAGUAUAUUGUGUAAGCCACAUUUUGAAAUCAAUGCACACAAUGUGAAUAAAAAAUUGUGGUUGUGAAGAA